GUUUUCGAAAAUUGACUUUUAAACCUAAAGUGACUCUUACGUUGAUGAGGUAACUUAAAGGCUUCAUCAGUCUUAAUAUUAUUGUAUUGGUUACUGAAAGAUAACAACAGAAUUAACACAUUUUGCAAUAUCAACAAUAACUUCUGUAUAAAUUAUGUACACAACUUGAAUUAUGUGAUAGGAAAUGUAUAACACCGGAGGUAAUGUAGAAAGUAAAACAUUAACAAGAUGAGUGGUGGCAGAAUUUUGCGAUCAUUAAUACUCGGUGCACCUGGAAGUGGAAAAGGGACGAUUUCAUCUCGAUUGGUUCGAGACUUUAAGUUGAAACACCUUGCUAGUGGAGAUAUCCUGCGCAAUCAGAUUGCCGAAAAGACAGAAGUUGGCGUAGAAGCUGAACAGUACUUACAAAAGGGACAACUAGUUCCAGACCCCUUAAUUGUUGCAUUGAUUUCAUCAGAGUUGACUUCUGUGAAGCAAAAUUGGUUGCUUGAUGGUUUUCCAAGAACGGUUUCGCAAGCAGAGUCAUUAUCUCAGACACAAGAGAUAAAUCUAGUUUUAAAUUUAGAUGUGCCAUUCGAUACUAUUCGUGAAAGGCUCGAAAAUCGAUGGAUACACGCGUCGUCAGGUCGUGUUUAUCAUACUAUUUGGAAUCCUCCUAAAAAUGCUGGUAAAGAUGACGAAACAGGCGAAGCCUUGAUACAAAGAAAUGAUGACAAGCCAGAAACUGUUACACGGAGAUUGAAAUUGUACAAUGAAAUGACGCUACCGUUAUUAGACUACUACAGAAAGCUAGGCGUGCUUCAAUCAUUUCAUGGUACCGAAUCUGAUGUGAUUUAUCCGCAAAUAAAAGAUUUCCUUGAGCCGUUCGUGAGCGACUUUUUUAAGAAAUAAUUUUUAACGUGUUUUUAUAUAAAUGUAAAUUUUGGAAUUAAUUUUUUAGGCACAUAUAUAUCUUUUAUUUCAUUAUUUACCCCUUCAUAUAGAGAUUCUUUUCAUAGUCCGAAAUAUCAAGUUUUCAAAAAAUAUUUUUAGGGAUUUAUUGUACAUCAAGGUCAACUAAAUAUUACGAAGAGUUUUAAAUGAAGAUCAAGAAAAUGUUGUGUUUAAA
Messenger RNA from Hydractinia symbiolongicarpus, 1108 nucleotides. Its product is annotated as GTP:AMP phosphotransferase AK3, mitochondrial-like. Bases 229 to 891 code for a protein of 220 amino acids. The record is from RefSeq and is a predicted model, not a curated record. Gene Ontology annotation, cellular component: mitochondrion; cytoplasm. NCBI's taxonomy places the organism in Eukaryota, Metazoa, Cnidaria, Hydrozoa, Anthoathecata, Hydractiniidae. Gene Ontology annotation, biological process: nucleobase-containing compound metabolic process. The transcript has 7 exons. Gene Ontology annotation, molecular function: ATP binding; AMP kinase activity.